Messenger RNA from Aureobasidium subglaciale EXF-2481, 1311 nucleotides. RefSeq lists its product as uncharacterized. The transcript has 2 exons. Gene Ontology annotation, biological process: NADP+ biosynthetic process; NAD+ metabolic process. Gene Ontology annotation, molecular function: NAD+ kinase activity. The record is from RefSeq and is a predicted model, not a curated record. Lineage: Eukaryota; Fungi; Ascomycota; Dothideomycetes; Dothideales; Saccotheciaceae. The coding region runs from base 1 to 1311 and encodes 436 amino acids.
AUGACACGGCCGUGUUUGCCUCUGCUGCGACAUGUCGCCAGAAGAUGCUUUUCCCACUCUACCGUCCGCCGUGAGCUACGCGACAUAGCUGCUCUGCCAGACCGCAUCCGUCCCUCGUAUCAAGAGACAAAACACCAGGAUCUGCUAUCGCUGCAAUGGCCUCAGCCACCGCGCAAUGUUUUGAUCGUGCACAAAAGCGGCUCCCCCGUCGUCGAUGAAGCCGUCCACGAAUACGCAAACCACAUCCACUCGGCCUACCCAGACGUCUCCCUCGUCUUCGAGCCGCACGUCGCAAAAGCCCUACACACAGACUUUUCCUUCCCCAUCUACACUACCCUGGGCGCUUCGAACCAUGCUCGUCUCCAGGACAAGAUCGAUCUGACUUCCACCCUCGGCGGCGACGGCACAAUCCUCCACGCCUCCUCCCUCUUCGCAAACGCCCAAAAUGUGCCUCCCAUCCUAUCCUUCAGCAUGGGCACCCUAGGCUUCCUGGGAGAGUGGAAGUUUUCAGACUACAAACGUGCUUUGCGUGAAGUAUACAUGUCAGGCGCAACAGCAGGCUAUGGUAGCUCCCUCCUAGAAACAGAGUCUGGGGCAGCAAAAGAUGUCUUUUCGGGCUGGAGUUCUGUUCGCGGCAUGUCAAUGGGUCCAUCGCGCUCCUCUCGCGUUUUGUUACGGAACAGAUUGAAAGUGGGCAUCUUUGCUGAAGAUGGCAGACCCAUCACCCAUGCGGAUCCUUCAGCGCCAAUGUCUUCGUCCGACUGCGAGAACAACGACUGCGACGUUUUUGCCAUGAACGAGGUCUUACUCCAUAGAGGUCGCACUCCGCAUCUCAGUAUCAUCAACAUCUACGUUGGCGGCCGCUUUCUCACAGAAGCAGUAGCAGAUGGCCUCCUCAUCAGUACACCUACAGGUUCCACCGCCUACUCUUUGUCUUCCGGCGGCAGUAUAGUCCACCCCCUCGUCUCCUCCCUCCUUCUCACCCCCAUCUGCCCUCGCAGUCUUUCUUUCCGGCCCUUGGUCCUCCCCUCAAACACACCCAUAACUCUACGCUUAUCACCCAAGAACCGCUCAGACGAGAUCGAGCUCUCGGUCGAUGGUGUCCGACGGGAAAGAGGCCUUACAAGAGGCAUGGAAGUCAGAGUUGUAGGCGAAGAAGUUAGAAGUGAAGAAAGGACUUGGGGUGGUGGUGGUGUGCCUAGUAUUGUCAGGACUGGCGGUAGUAAUGGAGCUGAUGGGCAUGAUCAUUGGGUUGGUGGUUUAAAUGGGCUCUUGAAGUUUAAUUUCCCUUUCGGCGAGGGUGAGGAGUAG